UAUCAUAACUUACUUUCUUUCCUUCCUUGCUAAUUCAUUCUUACUUAUAAAAAUACAAACCAUGCAUUCACCAAAAUUAAGUGUACAAAAUGCCUAGACAAUUUCACAAAACAAUUCAAGAUUACAUCUCCAAGAUCAAAAAACCAACCUCACACCUCAAAUUGCCAUCAAAAUCACUCACUUCUUCCACUAGCUGGAUUCUUAGAGGCUGCAAACACCCUAAAACUCCUUCUUUCACUAUUGAUCCUGAGAAACAAAAGUACCAUUUUAGUGAUACCGAGGAUCAAGAUCAUGAUGAUGGGUCAGCUACAUUAUCCGAUAUCGAUAAAUUUUUGAUCGAAAAUUUUAGGUCAUUGUAUGCUAAGGAGUUGGAUCAAGGUGAAGAGCAUGACCAAGAAAAUGAAGGGAGAGUCUCUUGUGACUCCCCUAAGUAUGACAAUCCACCGAGUCAUGAUCUUUGUAGCUCUCACAGGUUUUUUGUGGCCCCGGCCUCCUCGGGCUCGGUUAUCGAUGACCCUCGGACAAGCCUGGCUGUGUCCGAGGGCAUCGAGGGGCCGGGGCCCGGGAAUACGAUAUUCGAUGGUUCGACAUCGGAAUGUAGUGAAAAGAAAAAAAUGGGGGCCGAAGAUUUUAUUGCGGUUUUGCGAUAUUCUUCGAGCCCUUGUGUUGAUUUUAAGAGCUCCAUGCAAGAAAUGAUCGAGGCUAGACUACAUCAUAAUGGAAAAGUAGAUUGGGAAUUCUUGGAGGAGCUUUUGCUAUGUUACUUAAACUUGAAUGACAACAAGUCUCAUAAGUACAUUUUAAGUGCAUUUGUUGAUCUGAUUGUGCUCUUGAGGGAGAAUUCCGUCAAAGUAGAAGACAAUUCCGGGCCUUCCGGCGAAGUUCCGGCAAGAUUCCCGGAUGUCAAGAAACCUCAGGAUGACAAGAGGAAAGGAAGGGAGGUAUAG
Daucus carota subsp. sativus is the source of this 947-nucleotide messenger RNA. Its product is annotated as transcription repressor OFP14. The record is from RefSeq and is a predicted model, not a curated record. The transcript has a single exon. The coding region runs from base 90 to 947 and encodes 285 amino acids. NCBI's taxonomy places the organism in Eukaryota, Viridiplantae, Streptophyta, Magnoliopsida, Apiales, Apiaceae. Gene Ontology annotation, biological process: negative regulation of DNA-templated transcription.